GGGCUGCGGGGCAGGCAGAAGGACGCGAGGGGACGCCGAGAGCUCGGCGCGGCCGGCGGGGCGCUGACGGAGCCGUGCGGGGUUCGCCCGCCGCUGCCUCGCCGGUCGAAAGGCGGUCCCGGCCGCGAGGAUCGCUCCGCGGAGCCCCGCUGCGGGCGGCACGGCCCGAACCCGUCGGUGUCAAACGGAAAAGCGGCCGCGCCGCCGUUCCGCGCCUCAGCGGGGAGCAGCAGGUUGGGAUGUUGGUUUCUAUCCUUUCCUGUCACAUGGCUGGUAAUAGGAUCCCUCAUCUGCCACUCGGCACCUCGCUGGGGCGCACUUACAGGACACAUGCUGUAGGGCCUCCGCUUCCCGCACUUCGCGCUCCUCCCGGCCGCCCGCGACCACCUCCGCUCCGGAACGCGGUGCGGCCCGGCGGCCCCGGCCCAUGGAGCCGCCCCCUCUCGCCGCCGUCGUGGCCUUUUCGGGACUGGCGCUGAGCUGCUGCCGCGAGCCCGUUCUGUCCGAAUGUUAUACAGCAAAUGGGGCCGAUUACCGUGGCACUCAGAACCAGACCUCCCAACACGCGGGGAAGCCUUGUCUCUUUUGGAAUGAGACCUUUGAGCACCCUUAUAAUACUUUGAAAUAUCCCAACGGGGAAGGAGGGCUCGGUGAGCACAACUACUGCAGGAACCCUGAUGGAGAUGUCAGCCCAUGGUGCUACAUUGCAGAGCACGAGGAUGGAAUAUAUUGGAAAUAUUGUGAGAUUCCAUCCUGCCGAAUGCCAGGGAAUCUGGGCUGCUACAAGGAUCAUGGAGAGCCGCCUACUUUGACUGGCACCAGUGAGACCUCCAAUAAACUUACUAUCCAGGCAUGCAUCAGUUCCUGCCGAAGUCAACAAUUUAAGUUUGCAGGCAUGGAAUCAGGUUAUGCCUGUUUCUGUGGAAAUAACCCUGACUACUGGAGAUACGGGGAGGCAGCCAGUACGGAAUGCAACAGUGUUUGCUUUGGAGACCAUACUCAGCCUUGUGGUGGGGAUGGCAGAGUCAUUCUUUUCGACACCCUUAUUGGUGCCUGUGGAGGGAAUUACACUUCUGCUACAGCUGUGAUCUAUUCCCCAGAUUUUCCUGACACAUAUGGCACAGGCAAAGUCUGUUACUGGACCAUACAAGUCCCAGGAGCAUCUCAAAUCCUCUUCAGCUUUGUCCUUUUUGAAAUCAAAGAUGCUACAGACAUGGUGGAAUUGCUGGAUGGCUACACCUAUCAUGUUCUAGCUCGUUUUAAUGGGAAGAAUCGGCCUCCCCACACCUUCAACAUCUCCUUGGAUUUUGUUAUUUUGUACUUCUUUUCAGAUGAAAUCAACCAAGCCCAGGGAUUCGCUAUCAGAUACAGAGCUGUGAAGGACAACGUGCAUCAAAACAAGAUUGCAGUGAAUCAGACCCUUCCAGAGAAGAGAAAUGAACACACAAAUUUCAGCAUCAACGCGGCUCGGUCGUCAAAGAUACUUUAUGUCAUCACGACCAGUCCAAGCCAUCCCAGCAGCUCCAUGCCUGAGUGGACAAUAUACAGCCUCACAGCACUGCUCAUCCUAAGCGUUACAGCCAUAUUGGCCAAGAUAUUUCUCCACGUUGCCAUGAAAUCCCAUCAGAUCCCACCUGCAAAUGAAAUAGAGGAUUCCAGUGAGGUUACUGCUGCUGGAGAGAUCUGGAGUAUAUUCUAUCGGCCAUCCACAUCAAUAUCCAUCUUCAAGAAACAGCUGCGAAGCCAACAAGACGACUGCAACCCACUGGUGGGAAACUGAAGUGUCUUUUAUUUUACAGGAACCAAUCUUCUUAAAAUCCAGCGAUGCAAUAAUUUUCAAAUAUCUGGAGCUCAUCAGAUCUGCAGUGCUGUCAAUUACUGCGAGAAGAAAGCGUUCCCCUGCCUGUGAAAUGAAAGCAGAGCUACAUUUUUAAGACUAAUGCCCUUAAUUGCCAAAGAACUGAAACAUCAGCGGGGAUUUGAUCUGCGGAAUAAUUUCUCUUUGAUUGCAACAGACAGCAUUAACUAUUUUUUCUCUUUGGUAGAAGAUCUGUUCACCUACAAUGCUGACUUCUCAUCCCACCACUGGGGAUCAGCAGUGAGUGUGUCAGCCUCAGCAAGUCCAGCCCUGUGAGAUACUUCAGAACAUAAUGACAGUGCAGGUCAGAUAAGUUGUUGGGAACAGCUGGCAUUCAUGAGCAGCUCCUCCAGCUAUGGCAGAGCGAAUUCAGUGAGAGCCAUUAAAGUUCUGUAAACCUGGUUAGGACAGAGGGUGUAAAUAUGAGUUUAAAUAUGCUGAUGCUCAAUAACACAGCAGACACGUGAGCAUGCAGACACUGCUCUGUGUGCCUGCCAGAGGUCACUGAGUUUACAGCCAGUAUUUGCCCUCCUGUUAUCAACAUCGAAAGCUCCUCCCCUCACGAGGACUGUAGAUUUCAUUGACAGAAAUAGGGCACUUAAAAAUCAAACGGCGACACAUUGUGCCUUGCUGCUCCGAAAGUAAUGCCUCCUGUUUCGUGGCGUCGGCGCCCUUGUGGCUGAUGGCGGCGGUGCGGCAGUAGAGGUUGAAACUUCCCACCGGUAUCCCAUUCCAUUGCCGAGUGACAGAUGGCAGCAGAGGGGCACUGACAGCAUGGUGUCUGAUGUGGAAGUGUGUAUAAAGCAAAGGUGUGUCAAUGAAUUCUUCCAUGCAGAAAAAAAAUGACCCCGUUGACAUUCAUAGCUGCUUGCUGAACGUUUAUGGAGAUCCAGCAGAGGAUGUGAGUGCACUGAGGGGUGGGGGUGCGUUUCAGCACAGCAGCAGUGGGUCACUUCUGCUGGUGCAGGCUUUCAUGUGCACGGCAUGCAGGCUCUUGCUCAUCACCGGUGAAAAUGCAUAGUUAAUAGUGGUGACUAUGUUGGAAAAUAGUGCUUUAUAGCUGAGAAUUUCCUCUGUCAAAUAGUGCUAUCGUGCUCUUUGUAUCUAUUGUAAUUUGUAUGGAAAUAAAUAGGAGGCAUUACUUUCAGAGCAACCUACAUAGAUCUAUAGAGUUUGCCUGAACUGAAUUGAUUCCAGCUCCAUUUAUGUACCACAGAUGAGUGCCAGAGACAGCUGAACAAUUGCACAAUAAGUGCUUAAUAGAAACAGAACUUCGCUAAGCCAGCAAUUAUGGAAUUGUUUAUAUCAAAAGUGGAAUACCAUGGAAGCAGCUAGUAAUUUCUUGCAUAAGCUGUUGGAAAGGUUACAGGAAAAGUUAAUCACAGUAUUGCCAACAAUUAAGACAGCAAGAAUUGUAAAGUACAUUGGUUCUCUCUUACACGUUGGACUAAAAGACAUUGACUCUGUCAGACUUAACAAGACAUUGAAAAUUGCCUUCUUAACAGUCAGUGUUUACAAAGACCUGUAGCAAAACAGUUUGCUUUCUAUCCGUGCUUAGUCUGGUUCACUGAUGGAAAACAGAGAGAGAGAGAAUAAAAUCAGAUCCCAAAGAGUUACGCUGUGAGCACAGUGUGAGGAAGCUUUGCCUUCUUUUCUUACCAAAAACUUCAGCAGUCUGACCUAGGCAGUCAAAGGAAAAUUCAUAAAGCACGUAAUUAACACCAAUAACUUGAAAGAAUACCCAGUGACUGAUUUCUACCUGCUGCAAAAGUAAGGACAAAGUAGUUUUUACAUCUCUUCACACCUCAGUGGUGCAGUUGUAUGUGGCCAACGCAAAUGGUACCCAUUUAAAUGGCACUUUAUCACGUUUGCUGUAAGGGUUUAGGAGAAGAAUAAAAGCCUGACAUGCACAACUGUUAUAAUCCCACAUGAUUCAGCACACAGAAAUGCCUCUGACACCGGCAGCUGACAGCUGCCCUGAAUACCACGUUAGCAUUUGCAGCGUUGACUUCAACAAACAGAAAAUGACUGCAGAACAGGAAUUAGUUUGGACCGUUACCUGAACGGCCUUUUGAGCUCUUAGCCAGCAGUUCCCUCAGUAGGUUGGACAGGCUGCAGAUACAGCAUGGGUCACAGCUUCAAAUGCUUUGACAACAAAACCAUCACAAGGAACCACCUCUCACACACAUUCCAGCCCCUGUCCUGGUGCCUUCCUCGCUGACUUGUGCUGCUAUGGUUGGCUCCAUAGUGAUGCAAUACACUUACAAUUACCAUCGUUUUUUCUUCCUGAGGUUAGGGUAGAGUAGGAUAGGAUAGGAUAGGAUAGCACAGUGUGGGGUAGGAUUGGAUGGAAUGAUCAAAUGCAGUAAUAGAACAGGAGAACAGAAUAGCUCAGUUGGAAGGAACCUGCCAAAGAUCAUCAAGUCUUCAUGGCAGACCAGUAGUUAGAGCAUAUUGUUGAGGGCAUUGACCAAAUGCUUCUUGAGCACUGACAGGCACGGGGCACCAGCUAGCAUUGCCCUCCCCCAGAUACUUUCAAGGACCUCAACAUCAUUUUUAUAUUGAGACCAGAACCAUAUGCAGUAUCCAAGGUGAGGCCUCAGUACAGCUAAACAGCAGGAGAAUCACCUCUUCUGACAGGCUAGCUGUGCUAUGCUUACUGCACCCCAGAAUGUGGUUUGCUCUCUUGGCUGCUACCAUGGCUAUGUGGAGAAGAAGCCAUAGCACUAAGGGUGCACCGGGAAUAGGAGCAGUGAGCACUUUGCUGGUACCCCAGCACUGCAUUUUGUGAAGCUGUCUCCUAACUGUAUGCAAGUUGCGGGUGCCUCAUCCCUGGGGGCACACUGGGAUGGGACCCUGAGCAACCUGAUGGGGUGGGGGGCAGCCAGCCCAUGGCUGGGGGUUGGAGCUCGAUGAUCUCUAAGGUCCCCUCCAACCUCAGCCAUUCUAUGCAGCACGUUGGUUACAGAAGUCCACAGAAUGCGUGGACCUCUGCUGGCGGCCAGCAGGAGAAGUGGCCUUCCCAAUUCAAAAUCUGCUUUUAAAAAUAGUUUGUUGACUAAAUGAUUUUGUAUGUCCUUUCGUCUUAAUAUUUUUUAAGUUGGAGAGAAAAUAGAGACUAUAAUUUAAAACCAAAAAAAAGUGUGAUGUCAUAGUAAUAUAUUUAUAUAUGUAUCGGAAAUUAUUUAAUACAGGAUAUUAUGCUUGUAUCUUGCUGACGUUUCAUAGGAAGAUGUUAGUUUACACUCUGAGAAAAAUAAAUUUUCAAUACAUUGUAAUCAUGGGAAAAAAAAAACAGAAUUUAUUGGUGCAUAGGAUAGAAGGGCACUAAGGAGAGUAACUCAGCCUCUCAGUUUGGUAGCAGUGAUGAAACAAUUGCUUCAGGUGCUCCUUCUUCCUUUGAAUCUCAUGUCUAGCUUGUACUUUCAUUUGGUUGUUCAUCCAAUCCUGCUAAUUCAUGUGCAUAUACUUCUGGGACCAUCCUAACAUCCAACAUCUUCAUCUAUUUAUUCAUUUAAACAUUAACAUCAUCUGACUUGGGGCUUUAUAAUGCUGCUCAUCCAGACAACCCAACAGCACUGCAGAACUCUGGUUUCUGUAGUCCAGGAUUCCCUGCAGAGGUAUAAAUGUGAGAUUUUUACUGGAAAAUGAAGCAGCAUCCUAAAUGCAUCCAGGCCAACACACCAGCAGGCGUUGGAUGCUGCUGGGUGAGCGUGACAAGCUGUUGCAGUGUCACCUUCUGCUCACUGAGCCUUCUCAGCCAUUGCAAAAGACUGCUAAAGAUUUUCUAGUGCACCAUUUUACAGAUGGAAGGGUCUACUGCAAAACCAUAACUCAACAAAUACCCAAUCCGACCAGCCCAGCUAGUUCUUAAUAGCUUACAGAAACCUAUUUCACAACCCUCUGAUGACAUACACUUUAAUGAGAGUUUCACCUGAAUAUUAUCCUAGACAUUUUUGAGUAAACUUAUCAUUCUGCUAACUGGAAUGAGAAGUGGAGCCCUAUUCCCACAGCACCGCCCCCAGUACAUGCGGGUAAUGCAGCUCUCAGCUUUACCGAGUGCUUGUGCUUUUCAGGAUGAAAUUUUGCAUUCCAGAAUUCAGUCUGAAAGACAAUUUACUGUAAAUCCAGGGGAUAUCCCAUGAAAUAAAUCAGACUGACAAGAAAAGAACAAAUCCUGCUUGAGAUGACUCACGGCUGAAGUAUGUGCUGCGUCUCUAUGUGGUCAUCCCGCAUUGGGCAAAUGGCUGCAAGUAACAAUUAUAAAAAAUUAAAUGCAGUGAAUUGCCACGGGAGGAGCGCAGUUUGUGCUGCUCAAGUGUAGAAGAGCACUGCGUGGCAGGGGGAGAAGGCCAAGAAAACUCAUUUUCUUUUAGAAACACCACUGUCACACAGGCACCGGUCUCUUCUUGCACAAGAGGGGAUUACUGUGCUCUCCUUUCUUGCCAUCCAGUCUAUGAGACUCCUUUUAAACUUGUUUAUUCUGGAAACGUUUGCCUUAUUUUUUUAUUUUUUCUUCAUUCCCGUGAGAGAAAUGCAUUCUUUACUCUGAAUGAGAUCCUUUCAUAUCAAGCAAGUCACAGAAGCGCAGGGCUUCCCUUUCCCAUCAAAGAUCUGGUUUCAGGUCUAUUGUAUCCCAGACAAAGACCUGGGCAGGCUGGCUCCAGCUGUAAGAACACAGCCACCUCCAAAAGACACCUUCACCACACGAGGAGCCCAUCGAAACUGAGCACUGCGUCCUGCACAAACCGCUGUGCAAAACAUCAAUGACCAACACUGUCGACUAUCUGCCUUAGAGUUCAGCAGACACACUCCAGAUUGCUACUGCCAAAAUGAGACCGUGCUCCAACACACAGCAUUAGCACUGUGUACGAUCUUAUUAAGAAAUAACGCUCAUCUCCUGGGUCAGUUCUGAGGUGACUGAAUUACAAUGCACUGGAACAGGCCUAGAUGAGAGGGGGAAGAACCCUAAUCCAAAGAGUUACCAGGUGGAAACCUUGGUGAGAUGGAAGCAACCAAAGGAGAAUGGAAUCUUUUUGUGUCACUGCACGAAGAACGCAUAACAUACAGAGGCAAACUAUUUCAGCAAUAGCAUAUGUUUGUGUUUUACACGUGUACAUACAUGCACAGAGAUCGUUAACCACCAGCGAUCACAUCCAAGCCAUCUUCUUCGAUGUGUUAAUGAAUGUCUUUGAUCAUAUUAUGCCCUCUGUCGACACGAUGAGAGCAGCACAAUGCUGAUUUUAACUGCAAUGGAACCAGUGAUUUCAUGAGCCGGGGCAUGGAUUUGGGUUUAGCCUAUCUGUUCAAUGUGACUUCUCCAUUUGUUGCAUCCAUUUGCGCCAUGGUGGCUCGGGCCUCAAAGCAGUCAUAGUUCAGGACAAUAGAUUAUUUUCAUCUGAAAUUAAAGCACAAAUAAGUUCCCUUGCUACAGGAAACAUGCAGGUUCCAAAUAGAAAUGAGGAUGCCUUCCAGCAGGUGUGUGCCAGCUGCCAUGUGAUUUGAGCCUUCAGAGACCUGUGUGACCCUCUCACACAGCCUUCUUUCUACACAGAAGUCCAAGAACUGCCCUGGUAGUUACAGACUGCCACCCUGCAGUGUCAAGCUUCAUUGCAUCUCCUUCCCCAUUUCCCACAGCAGAGCACUUAACCCCAUCUUUUCCACAGCACGCUUUGGUGCGCUACGGCCUCCAUCCUCCUCUCCUCCUUCUGCCUCUACACCUUUGCCCUCCCUUCCUUUGGAACCUUUAACAUCUAACUUCCUCCUCCUUAACAGCAAGACCUGCCAGCUGUGAGCAGGGACAGCAAACAGCAGGCAGCGAGGCUGCUGGAAACACAAUUAGGAAGGAGCUAAAAUCCAGCAGUGGCCUUACACUGAGCAUAACGCCCAGUAAGAUACUGAUUUAUUCUGUGUACUCCAGCGUGGCACUUACCUGAAAGUUGAAUGGUCCUGGGACGGAAUAUUACGGGUUGUCUCCAAAGGGGAAGAAAAAAAAUAAAUCACAAAAGAAAACUUUGCAUUUUUUAAUGCCAUUGUUGUAUCUGUGU
Lagopus muta (rock ptarmigan) is the source of this 7905-nucleotide messenger RNA. RefSeq names its product kringle containing transmembrane protein 1 (gene KREMEN1). Gene Ontology annotation, cellular component: plasma membrane. Gene Ontology annotation, biological process: multicellular organism development; Wnt signaling pathway. The record is from RefSeq and is a predicted model, not a curated record. NCBI's taxonomy places the organism in Eukaryota, Metazoa, Chordata, Aves, Galliformes, Phasianidae. Bases 428 to 1780 code for a protein of 450 amino acids. The transcript is spliced from 10 exons.